AUGGGGUCCACCGGCCACCUGGGUCCACCGGUCACCUGGGUCCACCGGUCACCUGGGUCCACCGGUCACCUGGGUCCAUCGGUCACUUGGGUCCACCGGUCACCUGGGUCCACCAGUCACCUGGGUCCACCGGUCACCUGGGUCCAUCGGUCACUUGGGUCCACCGGUCACCUGGGUCCACCAGUCACCUGGGUCCACCAGUCACCUGGGUCCACCGGUCACUUGGGUCCACCGGUCACUUGGGUCCACCGGUCACCUGGGUCCACCAGUCACCUGGGUCCACCAGUCACCUGGGUUCACCGGUCACCUGGGCCCUCCGGUCACCUGGGUCCACCGGCCACCUGGGUCCACCGGUCACCUGGGUCCACCGGUCACCUGGGUCCACCGGUCACCUGGGUCCAUCGGUCACUUGGGUCCACCGGUCACCUGGGUCCACCAGUCACCUGGGUCCACCAGUCACCUGGGUCCACCGGUCACUUGGGUCCACCGGUCACUUGGGUCCACCGGUCACCUGGGUCCACCAGUCACCUGGGUCCACCAGUCACCUGGGUUCACCGGUCACCUGGGCCCUCCGGUCACCUGGGUCCACCGGUCACCUGGGGUCAACCGGUCACCUUGGGUCCACCUGUCACCUGGAGUCAACCUAAGCUGCCCUAG
Molecule: messenger RNA, 657 nt
Organism: Peronospora farinosa
Lineage: Eukaryota; Oomycota; Peronosporomycetes; Peronosporales; Peronosporaceae
Source: the annotation of a GenBank genome assembly